AUGAGAGCAAUUUGGAAGACCUUGAGGAGCGCAUCGUUAUAUGCCACAAGAACUUCAGGCAGAACAGAUUCACUGACAACAGAUCGAAUGCUUGUUGCUUCCCCAUUCAACACAUCGGAGGGAGAAAAGUCAAACCGCAAGAUUGCUGAUAAGCUCCUUCGUAAAAAUGGUUUGUACGACGGAGACAAACAACGACCCACCGAGCAUCUGAAGGAACAUGGCAAUGGAAGUGCCGAUGGGCACCUUUGGGUCUUGUUGGAACCGAAAGCCCACCCCCAGGACAUAAAUAAAGAGGAAACCGACCCGUUUUGCCUAGGACACAUCCGCCAUGGAUAUGGUAAUAAGACCAGCUCCAACUCACAUGAUUAUGAUGUGACCAUGAUGGGCUUUGUGACUCUCCUCAUCAUCGGCCACGUUUCCCUCUAUAUGAGGGUGCUUCUCUAUACCCGACAUAUUUAA
Messenger RNA from Penicillium crustosum, 459 nucleotides. RefSeq lists its product as uncharacterized. The record is from RefSeq and is a predicted model, not a curated record. Lineage: Eukaryota; Fungi; Ascomycota; Eurotiomycetes; Eurotiales; Aspergillaceae. The transcript has 2 exons. Bases 1 to 459 code for a protein of 152 amino acids.